AUGGAGGGAGAUGGUUAUAGUUUCCUCGAAGGAGUAUCAUCGCCAUCUGAAAAAUCCAUCAAAGAUUUAAGGACUGCUCAAAAUGGGGAAAGACCAACGUUAAUCGGAAACUUCACAAUAUGGCGAAAUCCCGAUUCAAAAUUCUCCACUUUAGUCCGCGACCACAUGCAUCGAGGAGCUUCAUCCCUGCUCUUCUAUUUGGGAAAGGAGCAAAAUAAACAUUACAUAGAGCCGAGAAUUGUCCGUUACGACGGUGAGAGCACUCAGCCGCAGACCUUUGUCAUUGGUACUCCCAGUGACAAGAAAUCUCGGCUUGUUGUCCUAUUUCGACCACUCGCUGAAGAGCUCUGUAGUGGGAAUGGAUUCUUUGAAAUAUGCUCUGGCUCCUUUGCUUGGGAUGUACAUCGGGUAUAUGAUUGGUUCCAGCCGGAUACAGAUCGGUCUGGGUCAAGGUGGGAACCAAUUUCAGUCGGCUAUAACCGGGUUUUGGUUAUCCAGGCAGGCACACUGGUUCGAUUUAGCCCGGGUAAACGCCCGUGUGAUUUCGUAUGCAUGGGCUACUCCGACAGCCAGGCAAACCUUACGCGAAGCGACAUUGAGUUUGAAUCAUUGGUUGCCCCGUUCUUACGACGUAUCCCUGAACACAAGAGACUCCAGAUACUUUGCAGUCCUGUACUACCGGUCCAGGAUCAGGGAUACCAGAGCCUUAGAACAAUGGAGCACAGCAGUGAUCCACAUCUCUCUAAUCCAAACACGGAGUUAAACCCACCUUUCCGGAAAGACUGGAACACGAUUACGCAGGUUAUCAAUACCCUGCGCAAUGAGGAACAACAAAUGAUUCGUUUCCUUAAUGGCGAUCGAUACGAGGACAUCUUUGCAAGCAACCCACCGAGUAAAAUCUCCAGAAAAACCCCUAAGUCUGAGAAGCUUCGUUAUUUGCUGGAUGUCCAAGCGAAGACCUGGCAGUAUUUCAAGGAUUACCCAGAUUUUGAUACCAGAAAAGACAAUAAUAAAUUCUGGGAAAAUAUCUAUCGCGAAGGCUUCCGUGGUGGAAUGCAGAGUGCCUUUGCGGCUAAAUACCGCUAUGACGAGGAGAGUACACGAGCUAUACUAAAUCGGGGUGGAAAGAUCCAGGCUCUCGCAAGCGAGCUUGCGGAGCCUGGAGUAGCUCCGUUCCUUCUUCCGGUUGUUGAUCGCCUUGGUGAGAUUUCAUACCCCAGUAUUAAAAGACUGAGCGACGAGAUAAGGCAUCAAUGUCCUGAAACAUUGCAUGCAAGUUCAUUGAUACGUGGAAAAUGGGAAAUGUAUGCAAAGAAUUAUCAGAUGUUCGUAACUUCUAUUGAGACAGGCAUUUAUUCCGAUUCCUCUACCUGUAUGUGA
Molecule: messenger RNA, 1380 nt
Organism: Aspergillus luchuensis
Lineage: Eukaryota; Fungi; Ascomycota; Eurotiomycetes; Eurotiales; Aspergillaceae
Exons: 2
Coding region: 1-1380 (459 amino acids)
Source: RefSeq, a predicted model, not a curated record